Messenger RNA from Scleropages formosus (Asian bonytongue), 1953 nucleotides. RefSeq names its product canopy FGF signaling regulator 3 (gene cnpy3). The record is from RefSeq and is a predicted model, not a curated record. Lineage: Eukaryota; Metazoa; Chordata; Actinopteri; Osteoglossiformes; Osteoglossidae. The transcript has 6 exons. The coding region runs from base 11 to 895 and encodes 294 amino acids.
UACUGCGGAUAUGUGUGAAGCGCGAGCUGCACGUCGCGCGUUUGACAGCCAAAUAAUUGUAUUUAUAGUCGAAAUGAAGUUCCUGGUGUGUAUAAAUGUUCUUCUGCUAAUUGCAUUCAGUCAAGGUGCUCAAAAGGGCGACAACGACGAAUGGGUGCAUUUGCCAAAUAAAUGUGAAGUGUGCAAGUUUCUGAGCAUUGAGAUGAAGUCUGCCUUUGAAGAGACAGGGAAGACCAAGGAAGUCAUAGACACAAAGUAUCGCUUUCUGGACUCGAAAGGGACAUCGCCAAUAAAAUAUGUCAAAUCAGACAUCCGGUUCAUAGAGGUUCUUGAGACGGUGUGUCAGAGACUCACGGAAUACAGCCUGCAUAAGGAGCGGGAGGGAAGCAACCGCUUUGCCAAGGGUAUGUCUGAGACCUUCUCCACACUGCACAACCUGGUCCACAAGGGUGUGAAGGUAGUGAUGGACAUUCCUUAUGAGCUGUGGAACGAAACCUCCGCAGAGGUGGCCGACCUGAAGAAACAGUGUGAUGUGAUGGUGGAACAGUAUGAGGAUGUAAUUGAAGACUGGUAUAAGGAUCAUCAAGAAGAUGAUCUCACCACUUACCUGUGUGAGAAACAUGUACUUAAGGGACAAGACAAAGGUUGUCUGUCAGAGAUGUGGACUGGGAAAAAGAAGGAAGCUGCAGGCAUUGCUGAAGAAAAGAAGAAAAAGAAGGGCAAGAAGAGCAAAGGGGAGAGCAGUGACUGGGAUGACCUGAAGAAGAAAGAGAAGAAGGGGAAGAAAAAAAAGAGCAAGGACUCUGCAAAGGAGAGAAGGGAUGAGGAAGGCUUUACAUCCCAUGAGGACACUGAGGGAAAAUCAACACUUGGAGGGGAGAAGACUGAGCUUUGAGAGCCUGCGAUGGGAGCUUGGACUGGCACGUGGACUGAUGCCCUGCCCUCCCUUCUUGGCCCGAUUUCUACCGCUCGACCUUCCUGCACCGGGGUGCCCGGCUUCUGCAGUGUUCUGGAACAUGUUUUGUGGCACGUUAAGUGCUAAUGAAGAAACUUGACAGAUGAGUUGUAUUGGCCUCCGGCCUACAGGUUCCGACUUUGCAUUGUUUUACCCCUAUUUGGCUUUACUGUUUGCAAGUGUGGAUUGUAUCCUCAUAGUCCAAAUGGAUCCUUCAGUAAAUACAAGAGGACUGGCUGCCUUUUGAGGGCUGUGCACUCCUCAGUUGUCCUGUAACCAGUUUCUGUGGGUCCACUUCGGUGUCUCCCUUCUCCACUGCUCUUUGAGUGUCCGGACUGACAUCCUGAUUGUUUUGGUUGGUUGUUUUCUGUACCUGCUGGUCUAGGUGUCCCCAGUGUAAAAUCAGUUAACCACCAAAGCAAUGCUGCAUCUCACCAGUCCUCCGUUACAUCCUGGGUCUGGGUCUCCAUUACACACCGCUCUUGUCCUUCACCGUGCUGUCGACAGAUUGGCGAAUAUAUAAUUUUUUUUUUUUUUUUUUUUUGGUGAGCUGAAGGCAACAAUGGAGAACCGUUUAUGUACAAACGGGCCUAUGUGGACAUGGGACACGCAUCCUCCGCGGGACAGGUAUCGCUGAAAGGCUGAGUGCUUAAAGUGACUAGUUUCUGGAAGGAUCCUUGGUGCUAACAUGUCUGCUAGAAGCGUCGCCAGUGUAUACUCGUGUACCUUAACAGCAGCACUACUAGGUGAAGUACCUCCGUGGUUUUCGAUCCUGGUUCUCGCAACCUGGUUUUAGUGGCAUUUGUUCAAGCUCAGCUUGUAAUUGGCUUUGAUGCAACUACACCUUGAGUUGAAUAUUACAAAUUUAAAGCAUGGUAAAGUGAAUGUAUUGGCUGAGGUCCUCUUAUGUACCAGUUUUUGUACACAAAGUAUAAACUGAAAUGAUCUGAACAGUAAAGAACUGUUCUGUGUGCUAAUAUUAUUUUCAUUUGGUCAAA